AUGCUGUCUUAUCUGCGAAGCCAUGUAAGCUGUACACAUUCGCAGCUCUGCAGCGGUCUCAUCGUCCGGUUCCGGCCGAGAGUGAAUGUUGGAUAUCGAUUGAACCACAGUGGUGCACAAACCUUUGCCAAUGUGGUGAAGGAGCUUCGCGCAAAAGGAAAGUUGCCGAACGGAGCCAGUGUGCCUGAGUUCAGCACCACCCCUGGGCCAGAUGGUGGCCCACCUGGUGGCUUUGUGGACAUUGAUGCUGCGUUGCUUGAGGAAGCAGACGCCGAGAACCUGGAUGUAGCAGACCAGGAUCAGUUUUUCACGGAGCAAAACGAAGAGGAGCCACUAGAGGAUGAUAGACACCACCAGGCCGUGGCAGCGGCUCGUUUAGCUCGCCAGAAGGCCUUUGAAGAAGCUGCUCAGCUGAGCGAGGAGGAGCUCAGACAGCGUGUGAGGAGAUCCAUCGAAGAGCUUGUGCCAGAAAGCACCGCAAAUGCGGAGUCUGAAAACUCCGAGCUGACUCCGGCCCAGGUCUUCUACCUUGAGAAUCGAGAGCGCUUAGUUUCGCGCGCACAGGAUUAUUACCUUGAGAAGCACCGGGAGCUGCAAAUGCAAGACGAGCCUGGUGAUGUUGAGGAUGAGUGGCGUUACUACCACGAUCCGGUCGUGCGCCCCCCGAAGGGCCAUCUUUGGUCGACAGGUCUGGAAGAUGAUGGCGAUCACGGCCACGAGGGUGAUUGGUUGCAAGUUGUAGAGACAUGGCCGAAAGGGCACCUCCCUGCGCCUGAGCUCCUUGCGAACCUGCUAAGGGCAGAACAAGCCCGUGACAUUAGCAUCAUUGAUUUGGAUGAGUGUGACAGGAGAGACGUUGGAAUGUAUGCCAUAUUGGCAACAGGGAUCACAGCCAGACACUGCCGCAGGCUUGGGCAGAUCAUGGCAAGAGCUACACAGUCAUGCCAGCCGCCAUUUGUGGAAGCCUUUUGCUAUGGCACGCGUGAUGAUGAGUGGGUGGUUGCACACUGUGGUCCUAUCAAGGUUCAUCUGUUCACGCGUGAAACUCGCGAGCAGUACAAGCUUGAGUUGCUGUACCGAAACCCAGAAGAGUUUUUCCAGCCGGGAGACUUUCCCCACUAUGUCGAGGUGUAUGGCACAGCAACCGAAGCAAUGCUGCUGAAUGGUGGCACACACAUCACUGAGUCCUUGGGAUCUCGCAGCCGGUCGCAGAUUCCUGCGCCUUAUCGAGAUUUCCUGUACGGAGAUGUCAUGAAGCCUGACUACGAAGCUGCGGAGGACGCGAAGUAUGUAACGCCUCCGCACGGUACGAUUGAUGUAAGUGCGAGAAUGUCGUCGCCUGCAGACAGUUGGCCUGCUUCAGAGGAGUGGGAGCUGAAAGACACUUCUUCCGAAUCCUGGCCAGAUCGGGAUGCUGGAAACUGGCGUCCGCCGGCUGGAGCAGAGGCCGACACGGACAGCGAGGACGAGCGAGACGGAGAGGUGCACAAGUUCGUAUCCAAGUACUUAGUUGAGGAUGCCAUACCUGCUUGGGAAUGUCUGAGCUUGAUGACGAACUCAAGAGUUUGCUUGGAGCCAGAGAAUGGCUUCUUCAGCCAGUCCAUCCGGGGAGAAUGGCUUCUUCUGCCUCCUCCUGAUGUGGCCGGCUUUGUUGCAGCAAUUGCGCUGGAUGCGCUGGAAGACGUACAGAGGCUGGAAACUCAGAUUACAGCGGACGAGAGCCGGCGGUUAACAGCCAGUGAUGUGGGGCCUUUGGAGAUCUACUCGUACAUCGACGAGUCUCUAGGACUGUUGAUCGACACAGCUUUGGCAGCGGUACGCCAUGCGGUGGCUGCCACUGCUGGAAGCGAGCCGAAUGCGGUCCUCGUGUCUGAGGCAUCGUUGCUGGAGCGGCAGCUCAACAACAUGCUGGGGGCCCAAUCCAAGGAGCCACUGUUCUUUUGGCACGGUCCAAAACGAUAUGUGUCAGCGCAGUUGCAGCGAAUCUUCGGAAGGGGGCCGUGGCACGAGAAGCUCAAGGAGCUGGCGGCGUCGGCUUCGCCAAGCGUUUCGGCUUUGGUGGGAAAGGUCGGUCAGGACACUCGCAGAUCACCUCUUCAGGGGCGGCUCCCUGAAGUUGGCCUUGCCGUCGAUGACGGCUACUGCUCCAAAGGCGACGAAAACAGCGGUGUCGCACCCUAUGCCGUUUUGCAUUUGCGGAUCGAUAGGGCUUUUGGCCUCCCGGCCGCCGACUUUACGGGCCUCUCUGAUCCCUACGUCAAAGCACAGCUGAACGACCACGAUCUGCCGGAAGUUCGCACGAAGACCCGGACGCAGACUCUGGCGCCCAAGUGGGAGGAGGAGUUUCACAUUCGAAUCUUUCGCCCAGGCAGUGUCCUGUCUGUCUAUGUGCAUGACGAAGAUUUUGGAGAAGCCUCAAAGAUCGGCUUGGCAGGAGCCUUCAUGGGUCUGAGUGACGACUUGCUGGGAUACGUGGACAUAUCCAUGGAGCGACUUCCCCUGAACACGAAAGUCUGCGGCUGGUUCAACCUAUGGGACCCAAAUGACCACAAGCAUCGUCUACUGAACUACAAAUCCCGGGCCGCCAAUCUGGAGCAGGGCAUCCGCCCACAAACCGUCGGGCGCAUUCGACUCCAACUGACGCUCCACGUUGCCCAGCUUCAGCAUGAGCUGUUCGCCCAUUGCUUGGGGCCUCCGGCCUUCGAAGAGCCCCAGCACCCGCUGAGAUUUGCGAAGCUUUUUGGGGACGUGUCGACCAUCUCUCACCUGAUCCAGGACGUCAGCUCCGUCUGCAGUCCGUUGGCAGAGCAGGCCGAGCGUUGCAGCAGCCUCUUAUGGUGCACCGUGAUCCUUCUUGUCUGGAGACCAGAAUUCAUCCUCCCGCUGCUCAGCUUGUCGUCGUCAGCGAUGCUGUAUGCUGCCGGUAGGCCGGCCGAGGUGCCUGCUCCCACAGGCGAGGAGCAAGAGAACUCGGAUGAGGACUUGGCCACAACUGAAAAGGAGCCGAAGAAAGCCGAGGAAGAGACCAUCGAUCCAGCCCUCCAGAAGGUUUUUGCGGCUGCAGAAACGAGUCUUCCCCCGGAACAGUACAGUGAUUUUUCGACGGUUCAGACAAAUUUGGAUCAAGUCGUCGUGAUGGCGCGGAGCUUUGAAGCCCUCAAGGCCUUGGUGCUCCUUUACAGGCUUCCGGUUUGUGGGGGCCUCUGGCUCCUCACUGCGCUGCUUAUUUAUUUGAGAGAGUGGCAGGGCCUGUUGAUCCGCUUGCUGCUGACUGCGGGCUGUGGCUUUCUGCUGGUUGAGCAGUCAUGCAUCGCCAGAAUAGUCAGAGCUUUCCUGGCCUACAGGACUAGCAAGAAGCCCUUGAGGGAGUUCCAGCCGCACGACGUUCAGGGUGCCAGUCCCAAGACUGCAGCGACUCGAAGGAACACACAGGUACUGACCCCAAAUGCCGUGGCGGCUCUGAGCAACAGUCCUGCCAACAUCCAAUCCGACGGCAAGCCAAUGAUGCAACAUCGCUUGCAGGAAGGCUCCUGGACGGAGCCCAAAUGGUGCCAGCACUGUGGCGGCUUCCUCUGGGGAGUUUGGAGGCAAGGUUGGCAGUGUAGCCACUGCUCCAUUAUCCUGUGCCAUACCUGUGCCACGGACGCUGACUUGGAUUUCUGCUCAGGCGAACCCUGCGGCCUGGAAGCCGAAGUGCAGGCGCUUGCUGCUCUCAGCAAGAAGGAGUUCCCAAAGAGCGACGGCAUCGUCCAUGUGGUCAUGCUCACCAUGAACGAGGCUUCUUUGCAGCGCCUGGGUUCCCUUCUGGCCCCUCUGAAAGCGAAGCUCUUCGUCUCGGCAUCUCUGCCUCCGGAGCUCUUCGAUGCCCUGGAUCCAAGGGAGGCUUCCAAGCCUGGAAGCGUGGCUCAGCUCAUGGACUCCUACAUAUCCAGUCUCAUUAAGGCCACCGGCAUCUCAAUCGACUUGAUUUGGCUGCCCUAUGCUGCCUUCAAGAAGCAGUACUGGACUGGCACGCAGAAGAUGCUGGAGAAGCGGGCAUGGAGCUAUGGCAUUCGGGCCGAGGUUCACCAAGCCUCGGUUGUUCAGAAACUGCUGGUGCGAAAUCCUGCUCCAGUUGCAUGGCUCGCCACAGAUGAUUUGCUGCGGCCAGUGCAUCAGGACGCGGUUGAAGCAGCUCUUCAAGCGGGCAUUCCUUGUGUGUCUUUCCCUCGCAAGGAGGUGACAAGUGGCUUUGCUGCGAAGUACUUCGGAGCUGCAGGUCUGAAGAAGGAGCAAUCUGUCCAAGUAGCACAACUUCAUUGGGCCUGGCAGCGAGGUCUCUCUGCAACUUGGCGCGGCGGCGUGCUGCAGCCCGCAGAGGCACAAUUCGACAUGCACGUGCUCAAAGCAGCCGCGUUUUCGUCGUCACAUUCGCAGGCAGGACACGAGGAAGUCCCUUCUGAUUCAUGGAGUGUUUCGUCUCCACUGGAGGCAGCGUUGCACAACGGCAGGCUAGUCUUGCAAAAGGCAGAGGUGUCUCCUUCCACCGGUGCCUACAAGGAUGCCGAUGCCAGCUUCACUCCGAGCGUGUCCGAAGCCGUGCUCAAAGGCCUUGCGGAUCAGGCGAAGAUCUUCAAGGCGAAUGAUCAUAUCAUCUACGCGGAAGACUUCUUCGAUCCGGAGACCUUCGCGGCCAUCAAGGAAGAGACCGACAGAUUAUGGCGGUCUGAAGACAUCGAGGCGAAUUGCAAUCUGGACGGCACCAACAGACUUGGAGGCUACGUCCUGGACCACUUCCCUCGAAACUCCAGCCUUUACCGCUUGAUCUACGGCAAUGACCCUUUCCGACAAUGGGUUUCGGCCGUGAACGCCGAGGGACCCAUGUGGCCGUCCGAUUUCCCAAUCGAAGUCCGUGAGUAUGGGAGGGAAAGCAGAGGAAUGGGAUGCCAUCCGGACUUGCAGAUGUACAAGGUGCCUCGCAAAGACCUGGAGUUCGCCUUCACAGUAGACAACGACUCGCGCUGCAACGUCAGCUUUUGGGACGCGGCGGGCAAGUUGCAUCUCGUCCAAACCAAGCCGAAUUCCAUCAUGAUGGUGGGCGUAAAUGCAGCGACACAUUGUGUCUCAUCAACAGAUGGUGGAACGCGCACGAUCUUGAAGUUUAUAUAUGUUGGAGAUUACAGAAAAUCCAAUGAGUUUUGGUCGUACACGACGAACGAAUGCGACGAGGACAAUCCAAAUCGCCAAAUGCUCAGUGAUCGGAGGACCCUCAGAUUACGAGAGGCAGGGCUUCGUUGGCCCAUUCCACGACCUUGUUUGUAUUUUUGUUCUUCUGAUGCACGUUUUUUCCCUUACAGGCUCGAUCUCUGGAACUCUGAGCUCAACGCUUCCCACCUUGGGCAGCAAAAUAUCCCUAGAAUUUACAAGUCCAUAUUAACGGAGGUAUUGAAAUUUAUGGAAUAUAAUAAAAUAGGUGACUGA
Symbiodinium sp. CCMP2456 is the source of this 5460-nucleotide messenger RNA. NCBI's taxonomy places the organism in Eukaryota, Dinophyceae, Suessiales, Symbiodiniaceae. The record is from the annotation of a GenBank genome assembly.